Molecule: messenger RNA, 1771 nt
Organism: Aspergillus neoniger CBS 115656
Lineage: Eukaryota; Fungi; Ascomycota; Eurotiomycetes; Eurotiales; Aspergillaceae
Product: alpha/beta hydrolase
Exons: 6
Coding region: 173-1429 (418 amino acids)
Source: RefSeq, a predicted model, not a curated record
UGCUUAUUCACCGUUCCUGCAUCUAGCCAGGUCGCAUUGGUGGCAUUCAGGUGUGAAUAUUCUAGAAUAUAUCUGCUGUCUUGAUUAUAUCCUGUUGAGUGGUCGCACCUUCAGGUUUGCUUAUCACCAUUGGUAUACGGAGCACACGGCGGGUUCAAAGCUAGUAACAGCGAUGGUUGAGCUUCAACCCAUCUUUAAGAAGGCCUACUGGGCACUGGCAGCCGGUGGAAUCUUCUAUGCCAUAUUCGUCUGUGCCAUGACGUAUCCCGUAGUCCAAAGAUUUGCCCUCUACGUCAAUAAAAUCAAUCCCACUGCGUGGCAGGACGUCAACCUGGUCGAAUCAUUCGGCUUUCUCAAAACGCAGGUCCAGCCAUUUAGCAUCGUGACUCCUGAUAACGAGACACUCUAUGGAUGGCAUCUCCUGCCCCUGCAGCUGUGCCACGAGCAUGAAGAGGAACUAAAUGCAAACGAACCCGACGGACCAGCAGACGACUACACCCAAACCACUGCAUUCAAGCUCCUCAAAAAUGACCCGAAUGCCAGGGUAGUAGUCAGCUUCCACGGCAACGCCGCCCACCUCGCAUCCGCCCAGCGACCCGACAUCUAUCGACAAGUCCUGGGACUCUCAACACCCCAAAACCCCGUCCAUGUCUUUGCCAUCGACUACCGCGGGUUCGGCCUCUCAAGCGGCACUCCCACAGAAGAGGGCCUAAUUACUGACGGUGUAUCCCUGCUAAACUACCUCACCUCCGGCCCACUGAACAUCUCCCCGUCACGCAUCGUAAUCAUGGGCCAGAGCCUAGGAACAGCCGUAAGCGCAGCCGUGGCAGAGCGCUUUGCAUUCGGCUCCUCAGACCCCACUGCCAUCCAGCCAGCAAUCAAGGACCCGGAACCCUUCGCCGGCGUUAUCCUGCUAGCAUCCUUCAGCAACGUGCCAAGUCUGAUCGAUUCCUACAGUCUAAAGGGAAUCACACCUCCAAUGCUCUCCUUGCUAACCAACUACCCUCGGGCACACAACUGGGCAAAGAGCCACAUCGUCGAUCGCUGGGACACCGCCGCUAGAGUCGCACGUCUGUCGGGGGUAAACACCAACAUUACGAAAGACGACCCUAACCCCGCUUACGCGAACAAGGGUCUCGACCUCUUCAUCAUCCAUGCAGCAAACGACGUCGAGAUCCCCUGGCAGGAGGGCCGGCGGGUCUGGAUCGCCGCCACGGGCGAGGACAUCCCCGGUGGCCCUGGCAGGAUAGUUCACGAACGGAAGGACUCUAACGGACCGAACGAAGUGCAGAUCUGGGAAAACCAGUCGACGAAGGACAACGCAGUUGUUAAGCGCGUCAGAUGGGAGCGCGUUAGCCAUGGCGGCCACAACCGCGUCGCAACCUUCUCCGUCGCCGCUCUUUCGGUGAUGAGGGCUUUUGAGAAGUGAAUCUCAUGCCACCACAUCUCGCCAUCAACCCCACAUAGACUAUUAUUAGAUAUACAGGCUAAAUGCAGACUGGGGCUUCCACAGGGCUUGCAGUCUCAAAUUCUGUUAACCAAUAGAAUCUUUGAACUGAGCGAGAUGUAAAAGGAAUCGCGAAAAUCCACUUAUAAGGCAGGCCAAUCAUGAAAGAGCUUAGGGACGCGUUGACGCGACUGAAGAGGCUGUAUUCACUGUCAGUUGUUCUAGAGCUUGUGGCUGCGUUCUAUAGAGGUACUGUGAGUCGUUUGCAUGUGGGUGUGGGUCUCGUGUUUUGUAUGAGGUAGGUAUAUUGGUGCUUGUUGGCAG